AUUGCUGUUUCACGGUCGGUCCUAGACGACGAAAAGACACGAAAUUCUCUCCUCGCCACACCUUCCUACCGUCGAUCGUUGUUUGCGAAAUUUUUCACGCGACGCAAUUAAACAUUUUACGAUGUAUCGGUAUAUAUCGGUAUAGAUUCUCUCUUUCGCAAAUUCUAUAAUAAUACAGAAAAUCUCCUAAAAUCUCGUAAAGGUUGUCAAUGUCACAGCUGGAAAGAAUCGAUUUCUCUCGCCUGAAUGAAAAAAUCUAAAAAACACUCAUUCAAAAUUAAUUAAUAAACUCCAAGUACAUCUUUCCUACGAUCUCGGAGGCAUUUGCGUCGUUCCUCGUGACUUCUUCCGUCAACUUUUCCAUUUAUUUAUUACCGAGUCAUCGUCAGGGCCACACGACGGAUUGUUAAAUCACGCAGACUUGGCCGGCCGCUAUCGGAAUCGGAGACACGAACGAAAGUACAUCGACGGUAUCUACAGUGCAAAUCGUGACGAAGCGAUCUCGACGGUCGGCGACAGCUGACAGCAUCGAGACAGACGGAGAAAGAGAGAGAGAGACGACAGACGAGAGACGUUAGAGUCCCACCCGCGCUCGGACUCGAUCUCGCUGCACUCCCGGUCGUGAUCGACGGUGGUGAGACACGUGCCUAUGUAAAUCAUCGAGCACAACACACACUGGACUGGGACUCCCGACGCGGGCGUGACGCCGCAUCUCUCGGCAGGGCAGGAUCAGCCGGAUGGUGGAGGAUGCCUGCGUCAUCGGGCAUCGUCGACGAGAUCGAUCGCAAAACAUGAUCGCUCCUUCUUGUCGUCGUUUCCUCGUCCCACUCUCGCGUCAGUCUACGCUUUCUCGACGCUGCUAGAUCUCCCGCGGUCCUGGCGAGCCGGCUCACUUUAAUGGAUGGAGAGAAAGAUUGCCAGCAGAAAAAAGGGGCUCGGGGCAGUUUCCCAUCUCAGAGCAAUGCAUCGAAUACGCCUCUUGUACCAGGGGAAGAAACGGAUUGGGAGGGUAUGCUCAACACAGAGAAGCAGAAGGGUGAUCUCGGUGACAUGACAUUUUGCAUGGCAAACUACCUGAAGGAAGCUAUGAAGAUGAUGUUCAUGAUGCGCAGCCAUCAUAUGCUGACUGAUGUGAUACUGGAAGUUGGUAGCGAACUGUUCCACGCGCAUAAAGUUAUUUUAGCAGCAGCUAGUCCAUACUUUAAGGCAAUGUUUACCGGUGGAUUAAAGGAAUGCGAGAUGACAAGAGUGAAACUCCAAGGUGUCUGUCCAACUGCGAUGGCUCGUUUAAUGUACUUUAUGUACACUGGUCAAAUAAGAGUCACCGAGAUUACAGUGUGUUCACUACUUUCAGCAGCUACCAUGUUCCAAGUCACUAAUGUGAUAGAUGCGUGCUGUGUUUUUCUGGAGAGACAACUGGACCCCACAAAUGCGAUUGGAAUCGCCAACUUUGCCGAACAGCACGGUUGCCACGACUUGUACCAUAAGGCAAAUCAGUUCAUUGUUCAGCAUUUCAACCAGAUAUGUCAAGAAGAGGAAUUUCUGCAACUGUCUGCCAUCCAGCUGGUGGCGCUCGUGAGGAAGGACGAGUUGAAUGUGCAAGAGGAGAGGGAAGUUUACAACGCUGUGCUGAAGUGGGUCAAAUACAACGAGGAAGCGAGGCGACCCAAGAUGGAACACAUCUUGCACGCGGUACGCUGUCAAUAUCUCACGCCGAAUUUUCUGCGGGAACAGAUGAAGAACUGCGACGUGCUGAAAAAGGUGCCGGCCUGUCGCGAGUACUUAGCACAGAUCUUUAAGGACUUGACGCUGCACAAGAAACCGAUUGUCAAGGAGCGUACGCCCAAUACACGGCGAGUGAUAUAUAUCGCCGGUGGUUUUUUCAAGAAUUCGCUUGACGUACUAGAGGGUUACAACGCUGACGAUCAGACGUGGACGCAGCACGCCAAGCUGAUCGUCCCCAGAUCCGGUCUAGGCGGUGCCUUCCUCAAGGGAAUGUUUUAUGCGGUCGGCGGCAGACAUAAUUCACCGGGAAGCAGAUACGAUAGCGACUGGGUCGAUAGGUAUAAUCCAAUGACGGAUCAAUGGCGACCUUGCAGUCCAAUGUCGGUACCGAGGAAUAGAGUUGGAGUUGCUGUGAUGGAUGGCUUAUUGUACGCCGUAGGCGGUAGCGCGGGUGCCGAAUACCACAAUAGCGUCGAAUGCUACGAUCCGGAUCAGGAUACGUGGACUAGUGUCAAACCUAUGCACAUCAAGAGAUUAGGCGUAGGAGUAGCAGUAGUGAAUAGAUUGCUAUAUGCGAUUGGUGGCUUUGAUGGCAAGGAUCGACUCAGUUCGGUUGAAUGUUAUCAUCCUGAGAACGACGAGUGGACGAUGGUACCGCCUAUGAAAUUCAGUCGCUCCGGGGCUGGAGUGGCCAGUCUGGGUCAAUACAUAUACGUUAUAGGUGGAUAUGACGGAAAAUCGCAAUUGAAUUCGGUAGAACGAUACGACACGGAACACGAUGUCUGGGAAGACGUGAGCAGCGUCAGCAUCGCUCGCAGUGCGCUCAGCGUCACCGUCCUCGACGGCAAGUUAUACGCUAUGGCAUAUUCUAUCCUUUUCAGGAGGAUACGAUGGCACGACGUUUUUAAAUAUAGUAGAAAUUUACAAUGCGACUCAGGACCAAUGGACCCAAGGUGUGCCUAUGACAUCAGGGAGAUCCGGCCACGCCAGCGCGGUAUCGUACUAUCAAUGUCCAAUACACUGCGAUCAUUUGGAUCAUAAUAUUUCGCUAGAGAAACCGCCAUCGUGAUGCACAGACUGAGCCAGGUUUUUUAAUGUAAUAUUCAAUAGUAAUGAUGAUAUCAUUCUUUCAUUUACGAAAGACAAGUGUAAAACUGUAAAAAAUACGUCAAUCUUAUUGACACUAAUCGACAUUUAACGGAACUCGACUGAUAAGUAUAUUAUAUAACACUAGAUGAUAUGCGACACGUGUUCAUCGAAUCGGAUUAAGAUGGAUUGAUUAUAAAAAUUGUGACUAGCUGACAAAAAAAGCGCAAGACGAAGUAAGUCUCGUCAACUAUCAAAGGACCAGUUUAUCGUAUCCGUUAGGUUAAAUAUGCGACUGUGUUAUGUACUUAGAGCUUUUUAAUUGUAAAUGACGCUAAUUAAUAUAUAAAUAUAGAAAAAGAGACAGAAAAAUAAUAUAUGUAUAUAUUAUGUAAAUAAUAAUAUAUUUAUAUUAUGUGUAAAAAAUGUUUUCGAAUAAUUUGCAAAUAUUUAUUUUUGUCAGCGUCUAACAAUCACAUAAUCUACCAUCUUUUGUAAAUAAUACGUUAUUGUAAUAGUCUCGUAAUUUAUUUCUAUUAAUUUAUCUGAUUAUGAAAAGAAUGAUAAAAUAGCUAUGUCAAAAUUUACAUAACGAACGUUAACAAACGUUUAUCCAACACUCAUAUUACUUUAUGUAUAUUAAUAUCGCACAUUUGCUUGAACUUGUCUGAAGCAGGAUACUUUUAUGGAAAAUAAGCGAUGUUUGCAUGUUUAAAAUGGACAUUUAGAAACAGAUAAUAAAGCAGAUAAAUUCCUGCAAUUUUCAAACAAUCGAA
Molecule: messenger RNA, 3587 nt
Organism: Camponotus floridanus (Florida carpenter ant)
Lineage: Eukaryota; Metazoa; Arthropoda; Insecta; Hymenoptera; Formicidae
Gene: Keap1
Product: kelch-like ECH-associated protein 1
Exons: 9
Coding region: 898-2766 (622 amino acids)
Molecular function (GO): protein binding
Source: RefSeq, a predicted model, not a curated record